Cyanistes caeruleus (blue tit) is the source of this 7693-nucleotide messenger RNA. The record is from RefSeq and is a predicted model, not a curated record. Lineage: Eukaryota; Metazoa; Chordata; Aves; Passeriformes; Paridae.
UUUCUUUUUGAGACCACUGGGCAGGUCUUAUUUGCAUGCUUUGUGAAAGUUUUUGACAGAGUUUUGUAGCUACUUAAAGAAGAAAGGGUAUAGCUAGCUAUAAAAUGAAACAGUUGUCAGGACUGUGGUAAAUGCCAGAAAAUACACUGUGAGUCAGGACACUCUAGAUGCUGGUGGCAAAAUGCAGCCUAGGCACAGGGCCAUGCCAUGUCUCCCAGUGGCAAUGACUGUGUAUGAUCUCCUGGGCUGGGGUUUGUGAGGCCCUCUAUGUUGUUCUGACUGUACUUGUGCCCUGACUCUCAUUCGUAAUCAAAUUUACAGCAAACUGGGUUGUAAGUGCAAGUCAGAGAGUAAGUGAUGGAAACCACAUGGGAAAAUAGAAGGCACCUCAGCUCUGAAGCUGAGCACUGGUGUCAGCCUGUGCUGGCAGGGAGUCAUGUCAUUACAUAAUGAUGCAUUUAUCCAAACGGUGUUCUGUAUUUUGGGAGACAGAUGUGCCUUGCAGUUGCUAGUGGAAGUUAAAUGUUAAAUAUGAAACCCAUUCAUUUUCUCUUAGUCAUACUUUGGAUUUCAGCAGAUGUUUUCCUAAUUUGUGGUUUUCAAAUGUAGCAUGCUGACAAGACAUUUAUCAUUAACUACAGCUUCAUCCAUGCAGUUUAGCAAAUUGGCCAAUUAUUAACAGUGAGGGUUGCGUGGUGGUUGAUGCAUAGUUCCUGCUACUUUGAAAGGCCUCAAUUGAAACUCAAUACAUUUUUACAAUAUAAAUUAAUUGAGCUUUGGACCACAUCCCUGUUGUGUGAGUGCUCUGUGCUCUCACUGUCAGAAUGAACAGCCAUUUGUAAUGCACUGAGUAGCUGUGCUGUCUGUGAGCAGGGGUGGUGGAAAGUGAAGGAUAACAUUUUUCCAGUAGGAGCAUGAAAAUGGUGUUUUGGUGGUGGUGCUGUGAACUGGUGAGGUGUCUCAAAGGUGUUUCCCAAAGCAAGGAACCACUGUAUGCCUGAAAAUUCAUCUCUUAUUUUCCCAGCUCUGGAAUUCAAGCAGGCAAUUCAGUCAUUUAUUCAUCCCAUGUAUGAGACUUAAAGGACAACACUCAGUAUACCUCUUAUUUCUAGGAAGUGUAAAGACCUUAAUUUUCACCAGCUGGUACUGCAGAAAUUUUGUCUUACAUUCCAGCUGAACCAGGAAAACUCUUCAGGACAGCCUGUAGUCGCUUCUCAUUUCAGUUUUUUUCCUCCUUUAUAGUUGCAUUUGCUCAACAGGGAAACUACAGGCUUUGCUACAGAACAGGGUGCUGUGCAGAUUAAUAACACAAGAACUGUAGACAAUUAAAAUAAAUGCAUGUGGAAUAUUUCAUCUUGCUUCAUCUUUAUGCAGCCAGAUGUGCUAGGUGGGAAAUACCUGUGGAGCUUGCUUUAAAAUCCCAUUGGAUGUCUUUUUCUUCAUAUCCUCCUGCUUUGUGGGAAAAGGGAAUAAUGGUGAUAUCACAAAAUCAGUCAGGAUCAGCCAUGUCUCAGCAAGGGAGGCUGGAGCUUUGCAUGAAGUGCAGAGAGGGAGAAAAGUUGCUGAUUCAGGGAUGGUGUGGGAGGCCUCCAUUCCUGGUCUUCAUUAGAAACUUAAGUCCUAUGUGUACUUAAAAUGAGUUGAAACUUUGAUCCAGAGACUGAUAAGGGAUGAAAUAAGGGUUUUAAAGCAAGAUCUUUGGCAUAGUUGUCUACCAAUUAACUUUUUGAUUGAAAGAGAUGUGGCAGCAGAUGUGGAAGGGAAGAUGGUGUGCUGUGGAUACAUUUUGAAUCACUCCUUUGCUUUCCCUGACUUUGGAUACACUAAAACUCUGGAAGCAGCUCUGUAUCCAUGCUAGGCUUUAAGAGGAGGUGAGCAUAGGUAGACGUGGGGUGAAUUUGGCUAACCCAGAUGCUGAUCCUUUGCAGUGCUGCCAAGCUCCUGGAGAAGAGUCCGUUCUCUGUCGGCGCCCCGAGCCCCCUGCUCCCCUCGUCAGCGAGCCUGCAGCUGGCGCAGCUCCAGGCACAGCUCACGCUCCACAGGCUGAAGUUGGCUCAGACUGCCGUCACCAACAACCCAGCCGCUGCCACUGUCCUCAACCAGGUGCUCUCCAAAGUGGCCAUGUCCCAGCCACUCUUCAACCAGCUGAGGCACCCCACGGUGAUGAACGCCCCUCAGGGUCACACCACAGGCCCACCCCAGGGGCCUGGCAUCUCCGGCACGAGGUUCCCCUCUGGCAGCAUUGCCUUUCCUGCCCAGAGCCCAGCCUUAGCCACCCCUGGGGGAGGUCUGGGAGCCGUCCAGGCCCCCAACGCAAUUGUCAUGAAUCCCUUUGGAAGUGUCAUGGCUCCGACCUCCGGCCAGCAACCCGUGAUGGUGGGUCUCAACAAGGCAGGUGCUUCCACGUCUACCGCUGCAGGGGGCUUUUAUGAGUACAACAAGCAAAAUGUCGUCACUGCCGCUUCUCAGGCGUUCACCUCGGAGGGGGAACAGUCCAGCCAGCACGGCUUCCUUGCUGGUGGCGCCCACACUGCCACCUCAGCAGCAGGGCCGCGCUACGAGGGUCACUUUGGGGCUCCUGGCCAGCUGCAGCACGAGGCAGCAGCGACAUUUCCCAAGGAGCCCUAUGGGGCGGCAGCACAGCAUGGGGCAGCACGGGCCUUCCCCAGCGGCCCACACACGGGCUCCCAUCUGAAAGGAGAUCCCGGCCCUGUCUUACAUGGCAGCAGUACAAGCAACCAGUGGGAAAAUAUCCCUAAUUUCCCCAGCCAAAACAAGCCUGACCUCAUGCCCGGCGACAGCCUGUGGCCGUCAGCGAGUCAGCAGCAGUAUGAAAUAAGAAACGAGCUGUACAACCCCGAAGAGCCGACACCUGACACAAAGUUCAGCACGGCCGCCCCCCCCGCCUUCGGCCGCCUCAACCACAGUGCGCAGAGCUUCGGCAGCCCUCGCAUGAGGCAGAAGGAGGAGCGCAGUGGUGGCACACCCGAUCUGCCCACCCGCUCUCUGCCGCCACACCAGCUUGGCGACCUCCGUGGCGUGGCCCCUCUCCACUUCCCCCACAUCUGUGCCCUGUGCGACAAGAAGAUCUUCGAUCUGAAGGACUGGGAUCAGCACAUUAAGGGAAGCCUUCACAUCCAAAAAUGUAUGGCUUUUUCAGAUAACACUGGUAUCCGGUGUAUGUUAAGCUCAGCAGAUGGAACAUUGCAUUUAUCACCAAAUAAUGCAGCAGUUUUCAAUCCAUCUAGUAUUGAAGAUUAUCCACCAAAUGUUGGUGCAUCUUUUAUCGCUACACCAGCAAGAUCCUUUGGCCAGCCAGGUCCUACAUUUUCUUCUCCUUCAUCAGGGUUUCCCCAGAGGAAAUCUACACAGGGUCGAGUUGUUCACAUUUGCAACCUCCCCGAGGGAAGCUGCACAGAGAAUGAUGUCAUCAACCUGGGCCUCCCAUUUGGGAAGGUCACCAACUAUAUCCUCAUGAAAUCUACUAACCAGGCCUUUCUGGAAAUGGCUUACAGUGAAGCAGCCCAAGCCAUGGUACAGUACUACAAAGAAAAACCUGCUAUGAUAAAUGAUGACAAGUUGCUUAUUAGGAUGUCUAAAAGAUACAAGGAGUUGCAGCUGAAGAGACCAGGUAAGAAUGUGGCUGCUAUAAUCCAGGACAUCCACUCGCAGAGGGAGAGGGACCUCCUACGUGAAGUGGACAGCAGGUAUGGCACUGAGAGGCCCCGCUCCCGCAGCCCCAUAAGCCGCUCACUGUCACCUCGAUCCCACACGCCCAGCUUCACUUCCUGCAGCUCACCACACAGCCCGCUGGGGACCGGCAGGACCGACUGGGGAAAUGGCAGAGAGGCAUGGGAUCAGUCCCCCUAUUCUCGACGGGAAGAGGAAAGAGAUAGCAGAGAAUGGCGAGAAAAUGGGGAUGAGAAGAGAGACAGGACUGAUACGUGGGUACACGAGAGGAAACAUUAUUCCCGGCAACUGGAUAAGUUUGAUUUGGAUGAACAGCUUGAAGGAGGCAGAGGACACCGAGAAAAAUACUUAAGGACUGGUUCCCCUGGGUCCCUUCACCCUUUAUCUGGCUACAAGAACAGGGAAGAUGACUAUUACCGAAAAUCCUCUAAGUCAAAAUCUGAGAAGUUUCAGAGGCAGCUGCAGGAUUUGUCUGGGAGAUCUAAGAGAAAGGAAGAGGCAAAGUUAAGGGAACACAGGCAUUCUUAUAGCAAGGACACUGCCAGGGAGGAGGCAGCUGAACAGAAGCACAGCAAAGCAUCUGAGGGCUCCAGACAAAAACAAAGCGAUAAGAAUAAGGUGAAGAAAACUGAAAAAGACCAAGAAGAUGCUACUGUUGAAGGCAGUGAUGUGAAGGAAACCAAACCUACUGAGAAUGAGCUUGAAAAAGAGGAGCAAGUUCCAGUGAAGAGCCCACCUUCAGAUAAUACACAAGAAAAAGAAUCUGGAGAGAUUCUGGAAAACACAAGGAAAGAGAAGGACCGAGACUGGGAGAGUGGAAGUGAAAUAGAAGGUGAGACCUGGUAUCUUGCUAACAUGGAGGAAUUAGUGACAGUAGAUGAAGUGGGAGAAGAUGAUUUAAUUAUGGAGCCUGAUAUAACUGAGCUUGAAGAAAUAGUUUCAGUUGAUCAAAGAAAUAAAGCUGCUUCAGAAAUGUGUCCCUGUAUGUCAACCGUGUUAGAACUGAAAAACGAUCACAGCCACUUAACCAGGAGUGAAGACAAAUUUGCCCAUAAAGCUUUGGAAACAAACUUCAGAACAGCAAAGGGCAGUGCAGCUUCUAGUGGCUGUCAGGAAGAUGAUGAGGAUGAUGAUAAUGAUGAUGCUGUAACUGAAGCAUCAAGCCUAAAUCUGGACCCUGAACAGAAGCCAGAGGAAUUGAAAGAAGACCAAUCUGCUAAGGAGUCUGAUUGCCAGCAGAAGGAAGGAAAAAUUGAUAAGAGCUCUGACACUCAUUUAGAGCCUGAAGAUCACCAUAUACCUUCUGUUCAUCUGAAAGAAGAGACUCUUCAGCUCCCUGAUACAUUUAUAGAUGAUUACAAACAGACGGGAUCACAAGGGGCUGAGAGCAGAGAAGUUACGGAAACACUCAUUAAAAACGCUAGUGAAGAAACAAGACAUGGAAGCCAAGAGUGUCCAGAGGCCAAGGCAAAUUCUAGGUUCUUGGAAAUGAGAUCUCUGGAAUACCCGGAGGUAGACUCCAAACAAAGGCCCUCUGCACCAGGCUGGGAACAAGAGGACGUCUUCGAGCUCAGCAUUCCCCUGGGUGUGGAAUUUGUGGUGCCUAGAACUGGGUUUUACUGCAAGCUCUGUGGACUCUUCUAUACAAGUGAAGAGACAGCAAAGACAAGUCACUGCAGGAGUACUGUUCACUACAAAAAUCUCCAGAAGUAUCUAUCCCAGCUUGCAGAAGAGAGCUUGAAAAUGAAGGAAGAAGGCAGCCCUCUGCCUCAGGAUGACACUGGCAUUGUUCCUCACUUUGCAAAGAAAAAGCUAUGAUGCAGAUGAACUGGAAGAGCUGUAAUGAGUCAAUGCUGAUACUUUUUUUUCUUUUUUUUUUCUUUUUUUUUUAAAUUUCUAUGAUAUAAUUGUCAAUUUGCACUGUACAGAGAAGGGGAAAUAAAGAGCACGUUCCAUGCAUCUAUGCCCAGAGUGCCAUUAAAAACCAAAAUGCCUGAAACUGUUUCCCACGGUGAAGCAAUGCUGGCAUAUCUGUUAGAAGUGGAGCAAUUCUUUCUCACACUCUGCGUGCUGGGAGUGGUUUCCUAGAUUAAAUCAGAAUUCUCAGGGAUUCUUAAAGUUUUAGUUCUGAUGUAACAUGUCAGGUCAGGUGGAGUACUUAGAAGCACUCAGCAUCCUCCAGUGGACGCUGGAAGGAAAGGAGAUUGUGACUAUUUAUAGGCUUUAAUGUUGCUUAAAAUAUCUUCAGCCAUUUCAGUCAUUGCCCCUGUGAGAAGUAGAAUUUGCAUAUGUAUCUAAAGCCAUUUUGCUAAAACUAGUGAGUAGAUGGCAUAAAGUAAACCCCAUCAGCACCCAUGUCCAUGUCUUAGAGCUUGGUGAAAUGACAAAAUGUUUGUGUUGUCAAGAACUGACUGUACACCGCCGGUGUUGUGUGAAUUCCAGGGGAGCCACAGUCUGUCCCAGGGAUCUCACAGCCUGAACCCGGCACAGCAAGAGCAGUUCAGAUGCAUGUGCUGACAGCCAGCCUGCUCUGGUUUCAGCAUUUUCCAUGGUGUGAUCAGGGUGUUCUCCAGGGACCGUUGUGUUUGAAACUCUUCUUUUUGAUAAUUCUAAAGGGUGCCAACUUUGAGUCUUACAGACUUGAAACUCUCAUGAGAGGCUUUUUAAAGUGCCACAUGUUCGGACCAUGUCUCUUUUAGACAUUUUAUUCAAGAUCCUUGCUUUUGGGGUCUUUUUGUUUUCUUUAAAGCUUGCUUUUCCUCAGCUUGGCAACGUUGAAUUUUUCCUGGUUUUUAUGGAAAGAUGCCAGAUUUUUAAUAUUGUUUUUGUAUUUUAUUUCCCUGAAUUUUUUAAGGUGAAUACAACAACUGAUGGCUCAUGGAGCGCUGCACUGAGAACACAGGAUGCACCAGCAGCUCUGGCAUUAUUAUGACCUAUUGUUUCUGCACAGUCGUUGCUUAGUAUUUUGCAAAGUCCCUUUGAAAUGCACUGUACACGUUUCUGGUUCAUUUCAAUAGGGCUUUGUGUACUAAUGCCUUAAGUUUUAGCUUUCAUAUUUUUCAGAUUCUGUGCUGCCUAGGUUUGUAGGUCUGAGCUUCAUAUUAAGUGUCAGUAAACUCUCUUCACAGAGUAGGUAGACAAAACAAUUCCUUUUCCAGCUUGAUGCCAAGGACAGCAGUUACAAGUUUAAGGCCUAAAAGCACAAAUAAUGGUGGACUGAAGACAGAAAACAACAACGAUGGGACUUCAUAAUCUGAAGAUGUAAUUGGAAAAUUAACCCAAAUAUGUAGAUGGACCAAAACUUAUAAAAAUGUGAGACCUUGUGACCAGUCGUCCAUUUUGUGACCAUUUUUAGGUCCAUCUUGGCUGUAGCACUGGCCAGCCUCUUGUACUGCCCAAGGUGUAUUCCUUUAAGGCCUUUCAAGAAAACCUACUUUAUUCUUAACUCUGUCUGGCCUCUAUUCUAGGUCAGCCUUCUGAAGGCAUCAGCUCUAAAGUGAAUAUGCAUACAAACCAUUGCCAGGAUUGAUCCCAGAGUUUAUAAAAUGCCUGUGCAAUCUGGAUAGGUGGGGAUUUGCAGGCAUUUCCAUUCUUUGCCUGACUCUAAUAUCCAUCACAGUACAUUCUGUAAAAAUUGCUGGUGCUGGAUGUUCUAUUCAGAUGUUGUGCAGAGGAAACAGUUUCCCAGAAGGUUCUAGCUAUCCCUAAGAAUGACAGAGAUGUUGCACAAUAUUGCAAAGUGGCUAAAUUGCCAAAACUGCUUCCACCAAAGUAUUUGUUCUGUUAUGUCUUGUGCCAAUAGCUGUGCUCAUUCUCUGAAGUACCCUGUAGCCAGGCAGUAUGUCUCAGAGAUGCCUGAUGUUGUUGCCUGAAGCCCUGUUCCAUUCCAUGGCCUGUGCUUUCCACUCAUUUUUACCAGAGGUAGGUUCAGAUUUCAUAGUUGGAAUUCCUGCUUCUUGCAAAUUGAGGGAUUCUUUGCAUCCCAGAUUCAGAGCCUACCAAA